AGACGCCCUAAUGCACACCCCACCCCCAACCCACCAACGCGCUUCACCCUUUUCAUAUAUAGAACAACACUUUCCUUAUAUAGCCAAAUUCAAUCACAAUACUGAUUGUGAAGUCUCCUUUUGUCUUCUUCAACAACAAUUUUUUUCUCUUCCUUUUUUUUUUUUUCCCCUCGAAAAACUCCUUCCUAUUUCUGCAAUUUCCUCGUCUGAGAGAGAAAGUAGUGCGGUGUGAGAUCGGAGAUGGGGAGAGGAAAGAUAUUGAUAAGGAGGAUCGAUAAUUCAACGAGCAGGCAAGUAACGUUCUCGAAAAGGAGAAAUGGAUUGUUGAAGAAGGCCAAGGAGUUAGCGAUUCUGUGCGAUGCCGAAGUCGGAGUCAUUAUCUUCUCCAGUACUGGAAAACUAUAUGAAUACUCAAAUACCAGCAUGAAGUCGGUGAUUGAAAGAUACAACAGAACAAAGGAGGAGAAUCAUCAAUUGGCAUCUCCAACUUCUGAGGUUAGGUUUUGGCAAAGGGAAGCGGCAAUGCUAAGGCAACAACUACAAAACUUGCAAGAGAAUCACCGACAAAUGAUGGGUGAAGAGCUUUCUGGUCUGAGCGUCAUAGACUUGCAGAACUUGGAGAGCCAACUGGAAGUGAGUCUCCGUGGUGUUCGUGUGAGAAAGGACGAAAUUCUGAUUGAUGAGAUACAAGAACUAAACCGAAAGGGAACCCUCAUCCAUCAGGAAAACAUGGACCUAUAUAAGAAGGUAAACCUAAUUCGUCAAGAAAAUAUGGAAUUGUAUAAGAAGGUUUAUGGAAAUAGAUAUGCAAAUGGAGUGCGCAGAAGUUCCCUGGCUUCAAAUGGUUUAAGCAUCAAUGAGGACCCUCACGCGCCUGUUCAUCUCCAGCUUAGCCAGCCACAGCAACAGAACUAUGAGACAUCAGGAACUUCUGAAUUGGGGCUACAACUGCAUUAGCAGUGAAAACCAGACUCAUAAGAGUUUUUAGCUCUCGUGUUGAAGAAGAAGCCCGUUCUUACAGAGCUAUGUUUAAUUAGUAAUUGUAGUAAUGAUAUAGAACCCAGAGAUGCAAGAAAAAGUCUUCAAUUCAUAUGGUAAAUGACAUCAAGUUUGACGAGUGCAAGGUAACCCUUAGCACAGCUACUUAAAUCAAGAUAACAACAAAUAAAAGAAUACAUUGGCACAGUA
Molecule: messenger RNA, 1188 nt
Organism: Capsicum annuum
Lineage: Eukaryota; Viridiplantae; Streptophyta; Magnoliopsida; Solanales; Solanaceae
Product: MADS-box transcription factor 27
Exons: 9
Coding region: 241-957 (238 amino acids)
Biological process (GO): positive regulation of transcription by RNA polymerase II
Cellular component (GO): nucleus
Molecular function (GO): protein dimerization activity; RNA polymerase II cis-regulatory region sequence-specific DNA binding; DNA-binding transcription factor activity, RNA polymerase II-specific
Source: RefSeq, a predicted model, not a curated record